This is a messenger RNA of Protopolystoma xenopodis, 255 nucleotides long. The record is from the annotation of a GenBank genome assembly. NCBI's taxonomy places the organism in Eukaryota, Metazoa, Platyhelminthes, Monogenea, Polystomatidea, Polystomatidae.
AUGAGUUAUGAAAAUUGCAUCAGGUCAGUUAGAAACAAGCAGAUGGCCUCCGGCGGUUGGGGCAUCUCCGUGCCCACCCAACACCGCACCACUACAACCGCCCAUACCGCCAGCGCUAGCGCUAGCGCCAACAUCACAAAACAUCUUCAGCUCUUAGUUCCUUGUCUCGCACAUCCAAUCUUAGAAGGGGCUAAAAGUUGGCCGAUUCCUUCGGAAUUCAGAAAGCUCAGAGCAGUUGUGAUCAAUUUGAACUAA